This is a messenger RNA of Manis javanica (Malayan pangolin), 10235 nucleotides long. Lineage: Eukaryota; Metazoa; Chordata; Mammalia; Pholidota; Manidae. The record is from RefSeq and is a predicted model, not a curated record.
UCCCCAAUAGAAAAUAGAGGUAAUUAUUGCCCUUUUCCACUUCGAAGGACUGAUAUGAACAUUAAGGGAUCAAAUAUUAGUUGGUAGUCAGAACAAGAGUAGACUACGAUUCCCAAGGUGCCCAAAGAGCCUGACGCCGGUCCAACAAACAGUUCCAGCUUUAGGGCAAAGGUGACCCCUCCAGGUCCCGCGCCCAAGUAGGGGGCAGCGGGGCUUCGCCUCUUUCCGGAUGCAUCCAGGGAGCUGUAGUUCCCUGAGGGUCCGGGCGCACGCUUAGGGCCAGUGUUCUACUACAAGUCCCGCGAUGACCCGGGGCCGGGCGGCGCCUGCGUGUUGAAGCCGAGGGAGAGUGCGGGCGGCGCUCACGGCGGGAGGAGUAAAGAUGGUGGCGCGGGGGUCUCCGCCUUCUGCUCCCAGCGGAGCGCUCUGAGGGAGGCGGCUGCGGCAACCCGAGCGGCAACAGCAGUCCGGUGGCGGGUUUCAGCAGCGGCUGCCGAGGCCGGAGCAAUGGCGGAGCUGGAGCACCUGGGCGGGAAGCGGGCGGAGUCGGCGCGAAUGCGGCGGGCUGAGCAGCUUCGGCGCUGGCGGGGCUCGCUGACCGAGCAGGAGUCGGCGGAGCGCCGCGCGGGGCGGCAGCCGCAGACCCGUUGCGGGAGCCCCAGGGUCCGCUUCGAGGACGGUGCCGUCUUCCUGGCCGCUUGCUCCAGCGGGGACACAGACGAGGUGAAAAAGCUCCUGGCGAGAGGUGCCGAUAUCAACACGGUCAACGUGGACGGCUUGACAGCCCUGCACCAGGCUUGUAUUGAUGAAAAUUUGGACAUGGUGAAGUUUCUGGUGGAGAACAGAGCCAAUGUAAACCAACAGGACAACGAGGGCUGGACACCCCUUCACGCAGCAGCUUCCUGUGGCUAUCUCAACAUAGCAGAGUAUUUCAUUAACCAUGGAGCCAGUGUGGGCAUUGUGAAUAGUGAAGGUGAAGUCCCCUCUGACCUUGCAGAAGAGCCUGCCAUGAAGGAUCUUUUGCUGGAGCAGGUGAAGAAGCAAGGAGUCGAUCUAGAGCAGUCAAGAAAAGAAGAAGAGGAGCAGAUGUUACAGGAUGCCCGGCAGUGGCUCAACAGUGGGGAAAUAGAGGAUCUAAGGCAGGCUCGCUCAGGGGCCACCGCCCUCCACGUGGCUGCUGCCAAGGGCUACUCUGAGGUCCUCAGGCUGCUAAUUCAGGCUGGCUAUGAACUCAAUGUGCAGGAUCAUGAUGGCUGGACUCCCCUCCAUGCAGCUGCACACUGGGGAGUGAAGGAGGCUUGCUCCAUCCUGGCGGAAGCACUCUGUGACAUGGAUGUCAGGAACAAACUGGGCCAGACACCAUUUGACGUGGCUGAUGAGGGUCUCGUGGAGCACUUGGAGAUGCUCCAGAAGAAGCAGAAUGUGGUGUUUUACUCUGUAUCAGUAUUGCACCUCCCCUGUACUUUACUUGUUUUGAUUUUACAGGAGAGAGAAAACAAAAGCUAUUUUAGUUCACUAGGACCCCGGAGACUCAACAGCACAAGUGAUACUGAAGAGAAGGAGAACAGAGAAUCGGCUGUUAAUCUAGUGAGGAGUGGUUCCUAUACCCGCCAGCUGUGGAGGGAUGAAGCCAAGGGAAAUGAAGCCCCACAGACGAUUGCUCCUUCCACCUAUGUAUCAACCUACUUGAAAAGUGCUUCAUUUGGUAGAAGUAGUGACCCCACAAGUCCCUACAUUUCAGCCAAUCGCAAUUCAUCUCCUGCUACCUCACCCAUUACGAUUGGUUCAUCUACCUCUCGGGGCGGCAAGUGGCAGCCUGCCUCUUCUUGCCCUGCACCAGUCAGUGCAGACACUACUGCGUCCCUACACCGCGGCAGGACUCCUUACAAAUCCCAGGCUGACUCAACCGCAGAGAAAACAGCAGACAAUGUCUCUUCUAGCACCCCGCUCUGUGUGAUCACUAAUCGCCCUCCUCCUAACACUGCCAACGGGGUUACAGCUGCUACUCUGCUCUCCACUCCUGGAACGGACUCCUCUGUGGAAACCCGGGAGAGGAGGAGGUCCUAUCUGACUCCUGUACGCGACGAGGAAGCAGAGUCUUUGCGGAAAGCUCGCUCCAGACAAGCUCGGCAGACUCGAAGGUCUACGCAAGGUGUAACCCUAACGGACCUUCAAGAAGCAGAAAGGACUUUCAGCCGGUCCAGGGCAGAGCGGCAAGCCCAGGAGCAACCUAGCCAACAGCCCGCAGACACAGAAGGGCUCGAGGGGGGUGUGGACAAGCAUGAGCCCCCGGCAGUCCUGGCAAGGGAAGCUGGGAAGGGCCAGCAGCCCUGGGGCGGGAGUCUGGAUGAGGAGCCUGUCUAUCGUCGCCUGAGGUGUCCAGCUCAGCCAGACAAACCCACAACAACAGUGUCUCCUUCUGCGUCAAGACCCUCUCUCUUCACCAGUUCCCGUCUCCUGCAGACAAUCAGAUCUUCAGUCCCUGAUUCUGAGAGUUCAGAGACUGCCACAAACACUGCAGUCGCAAAGGAAAUGGACAAAAAUGGGGGUGAAGAGGCGGACUUGGGUGAUCAGCCCUCCAGUAGACUGUCCGUCCGGGAGAGGAGGCGGCCCAAGGAGCGACGAAGAGGCACGGGCAUCAAUUUCUGGACAAAGGAUGAAGAGGAAACUGAUGGCUCUGAAGAGGCAAAAGAAACAUGGCAUGAAAGACUUUCUAGGUUGGAAUCGGGAGGUAGUAACCCUACAACCAGUGAUUCUUAUGGUGACCGGGCUUCAGCAAGAGCCCGCCGGGAGGCCCGGGAGGCCCGCCUGGCCACCCUGACCGGCCGUGUGGAAGAGGACAGCAACAAGGAUUAUAAAAAACUCUAUGAGAGUGCCCUGACUGAAAACCAAAAACUGAAAACGAAACUUCAGGAGGCCCAGCUGGAGCUGGCAGAUGUAAAGUCCAAGCUUGAGAGGGCGGCCCAGCAGAAGCAGGAGAAGGCCUCUGACCGGUCGUCUGUGCUGGAGAUGGAGAAACGGGAGAGGCGAGCCUUGGAGCGGAAGAUGUCGGAGAUGGAGGAAGAGAUGAAGGUGUUAACAGAACUGAAAUCCGACAACCAGAGGCUGAAAGAUGAAAAUGGUGCCCUCAUCAGAGUCAUCAGCAAACUGUCCAAAUAGACGAGGCUCCAGGCUUGGGGGGGAAAGGCAGCAUUUGCUGCCCCGAGCCCUCUUUUCCAGUCAUUGCCGUCCAGCCAAAAGCAGUGACUGUUUUGGCGGAAGGACACGCCUCUCUGACCCUCCUCCAGUCACCUCCUCUGCACUGUACAUGUUCUCUGCACUCCCGCUCUUCCUGCACACCCACCCCCGGGUCUUAUGACUGGUUUAAUUGAAGCACGAUUGUGAUCACUCGAGCCAGUCAGGCCAUCUGGAGAAGGCCUUGGGGAGUACACGGAACUGGGCUGUGGACCCACCUUCCUGCUGCUCAGCUAGUUGUCCACAGUGGAUUUGGUCUGAACAUGUACGAACUCUGCCCACACCAGUGUCCCACAGCCCUGCACACGGCCCCACUGCCCUCUGGUAGAGGCGAGUCUUACGGUAGCCACUCCAGGAUCCUGUCUGGGACGCCAAGAGAAACAGCAGGAUGUUGGCAUAGGCAGCAGACAGCCUGCAGAGCUGUAUUUCCAUUCGAUUCCAAGGUGACAGUAACUGCGCUGAGGGUCUCUGCGCGUCUCCCCCCUCAGGAACCGACUCCUCUGACUCUUCACUGGUGUUGCCAAUGUCCCUGGCGAGCCUUCACCCCUUCACCUCCCUCAUGCCCAGCUGUCUCCCCAGGGCUCAGGUGACCCUGGCUUCAUUUGUUCCUUUCUUUUCUAUUCUUUUAUUUUCCUUUCUCCCUCCCCCCAACUCACCUUACCCUGUGGUGUGAAAGGUAGAAGAGGGCACCUGAGCCCAGCUCUCGGGCUGUCACAGACCCACUUCUCCAGGGAUAGCACCAGCAUUCUCCCGGGGGUGCAGACCGUCGUCUGGGUGUCACCCCCGAUUCUCAUCUCCCGCUUGUUCACCUCCUUGCCUGGGCUCCCAGCGCCCCGUCCCGCCUCACCUCCCCAUGACCUUGUUUCCUCUUUCCCUGGCCCCUGCUCCUGGGAAGGAGCCCCUGCAGUGCGGCGGGAGGUGGGGGAGGCGGAUGGAUAGGAGGCCGCCUAGGGGUCGGAUGCAGGCUGAAAGACGCAUGUGCUGUAAAUAGAGUAUCUGAGGACACCUGCAGCCUUGUGACAAAGAAGAUGGAAGAAAAUGACAGCCCAUCGUGCUGUGAGAAUGGUGGUGAAUUUGAUUGUUUCUGGUAGCUAGAUUGAGGGGACAGACAUUUGUUUUCUUAGAAGCCAACAGGAGAAAUAACUUCUUAAUAGAGGUUAAAGGGACAAGACACUUUGAACCCAUCGAUGAGAGUCACGGGACCCUAGUGGCAGACCCAGAGUCACUUGGUCCAGCUUUCUGUUAUUCUGUCACAGGGUUCUCACCCCCUGCCCCUCUCUGCUGCCACAGCUCCUGCCCGCGGUCAGGGAGCCUCUGGCGGCUGUGCCUUCAUUAUUCAGAAUGAGUGGCUCUAAUGACCAGGAAGUCUUUGCUCCUGUGAGCUGGGGUCUGUGGGUCCCCCCAUUGCCCGCUGCCCCCUUCCAUGUGACACCUUUCAGGCACACGCUGUCGGUGAUCGCCCCUAGUCGCCCAGCUGAUGGCACCUGGUCCUUUAGUCCCUCAUCCUGUCAGUCUUGGCUAUCCUCCACUGGGCAAAAACAGCCUUUCAAAAUACCAGAUAUUUUCAUAUCAGACCUAAAUUAAACCGUUUGUUUCUAUGAUGACCCAGCAUUGAUACUUAAAGUAUUUGCUUUUUAUAGGCAUUUUUAUCUGUUGGUUGGCUUAUUUUGAGUGUGCAGGUCGUUUAAAUUCUCGUUUUAGGGUUGCUGGAGAUACUCAGUGCUUAGAGUGAUCCAUUAUCUAACAUGUACUACCCCUGUCCAUUUUUCUCUUUCUUUCCAGAAAAUGAUACUGUAAUUCUCCACGGCUCUCUGAAAUACCCCAUGAUCUUUUAACCAGAAGCUAUAAUUCAAAAUCCCAAUUCCAGAAUAGGAAAUAUGUCUCCUAUUCUGGCAAAACCCCACUUUAAGAGUAUACAAAAUUUUCUCUUCCAUUUCCUACCAUUUUCCAAGAGAAGCUACUUCUGAUAAGGAUUCUGUCUCAUCGUGGGUGCGUGUAAGCCCAUUUCUCAGGGAGUGCUAAGGUAGAGUGAGGCCUGUCCUACCUUCCACCACAAGCAUGUCCUUCAUCCUAGGGCGAGAGGAAAUCAGCACCAGGUGCCAACCGGUCCAUUCUCCUGACACGUCCUGGAUGUUGGGAAAGGCAGCUGGGUGCUACCCCUUUCUCAGGAAAAGGAAACUGGAUUAUUAGGAAAAAAUCUUGACCCUCUUCCAUUAGACAGACCAGGUAAAAGGGUUUCAGAGAGGCCCCUCAGAUCUGUCUAUGCCUUUCACAGGUGUGGGACAGGCUCUCAGAACUCGUGGGUUGGUCUUGUACACCUGCUGCUGCACACAGCCCUUCUAGAUUAAAGAUGCCUUUUCUUGACAAAGUUUUCCUUGUGAUGAAAGUCUUACAAGCUGUUGAGUCUCAGGAAUACUAGAUUCUAUGGCCAGGAACUCAUAAACGUGUAAACCAUCCUAGGUAAUUUCAGGCAUUCUCUUGUGCAAUCAAGUUUCUUAGACAGGUAGACUCUGAAUUCUGGUCCCUUUCAGAGAAUAAAAUACCCUUUCCUCACAGCUGUAUAUGUGCGUGGUGGUUGCAGACCUGGUGGCCAGCAGUGUGCUCUGAGUGCUGGCAUUGGCAGGACUCCCCUGCGCUGUGGGCCCACGGUAGCCACGGCCUCCGGUCCUCACCUGCUAGUUCCAAUAUCCAGGAGCGCCCCAUGUAUCAGGCCGCACGCAAGGCUCAGGUCUGGCCAGGAAUGUGGGGCUCAGCCUGAUCACUUUAGCAUCUUUCCAUGAAAUAUCAGAAUAGGGAUUAGAAAGCUCUCAGGACAGCUUUAUAUCCUAUUCUCUUUAAUUUUAUAUUUUUCGAAACCAAGCCGCAGCUUUGGUGGAGUGACUGGGCUGUCUCAGAGAGUCUCUGGCUGAAGUUGGCUGCCAGGCCUGUUUGUCUUUCAGGGGCUGCUUGGCCUUUUCCAGUCUGCUCACGGGCAUACUGACCCCAAGGCCCAGGCCUCGUCACUAGUGCAGCUCAGGGUGUUGACCCCAAAGAAACUAAACAGCAGACGUGCCUUGGGCCUGUUUGGUGCACCAAAUCCUCCCCGGGCAGGCUCGUCUGAUAUUUCCGGAAUCCCCCGAUCUUUUUCUAUCCAGCUGCACAAUGUGUUCUGGGCUUUCCCUGAUUUCUGUCCCAUCUCCCACUCCAUGUUUGAGAUGAAGACGCAUUUAUAGCUCUCUGAAGCCACUGGAGAGGGAGGCUUCAGAUCUCCUAUUUGGAUCCUUUCACCCAUCUCCCCUUCCCUAAACAGAAAGUGCUUAUCUGACAGGGCUACUGAGGAAGGAAGGAAGGAAGGAAGGAAGGAAGGAAGGAAGGAAGGAAAGAGGCUGAAACUCCACUUUUUAGCCCGUAAAUCCCACACAAAUAUGUGUGAGCUACUGUUUCUCUACCAGGGGCUUUUAAUUAAGCCACAGAUGAGAGAAGAAGCUCUGAAAGCUGUGCACUUGGGUCACAUCUCUGUAUUUCUGGCCCUGGUGCGGACAGACUCUCAGCCACACAGACACUCUCCUCUCAGAGAAGGGCCAGUGUUGUGGUCCAGGCCACUGGCUCAGGAGAAGGUCCUGACCCCGCUGGCAGUCGCUCUGAGGUGGGCAUGAGGUGAGCAGAAGCAUGGAGAUAAGAGUACUACUAUUUAAAGCAUUGCCAGUUACUCAGCUUCCAGGCAGCUUUGCCCCUCAAAGGGGAAGCCCUAAAGGAAGGGGAACUACUAGUCUCACCCCACUGCAUGAGCCACUGGUUCCAUUGGAGCCUAAUGAUGGUGUUACCCUACAUGGGCCCUGGCGGCCUUCUCACUUAGGCAUCCUCGGGGCCAUUGUUUAUGCCAGCAGCGCAGUCACCAAUUCCAGUCUGCCUGACCAAAUGCAGGCCCAACUGUAACUACAGAUCUUGGUCCCCAAACUGACUUUGAAGGCAGGUUUUGACCCCUAAAGGAUGAGUUCUCUGAACCCAUUGCAAAGCAGCUUUGAAGGAAGAAUACUGCAGCAUAAAAGGAUAAGACCCUGGGAGUCAGAGCAUCUGGGUUCUAGGCCAACUCUUCUUAUUAGCCAUGUGACCUUGGGGAAGUCACCUUCCCUGACUGAAAUGAAGCUGGUCUCGAUAAUCCUUAAGAUCCCUUCAAGGCUUAAAAUGCUUUGGUUUAUUUAUUCCUAGGAAGAUAGAACAUUUCUUUAACUCAGAAUUUUUGUUCUUUCUAACCUCAAAAGCUCUUGUUUUCUUCUGGAUGCGGACUAUUUAACAUCAGCAUGUCAAGGUUGGCUUCUCAUCCUUGUUGGAAAGUGAAUUUAAUACUGAGGGUAAUUGAAUGGUGUUGGAAUUGCUUUUCCUCCUAAUGGCUUGGUAAGAAUAUUAAAACCUGCAGAGGUGGAAAUUGGAGCUCAUGGGGAAAUGGGUAGAAAGCAAUUUGUUGCAGGCAGCCUUUGGACAAAUUGUUUUAAUAGGAAAUAGAGCUGCUGCUUCAUAGAUUUCCUCCACUGCCUUCCCUUGGCCUUCUCAAGUGCGGUCUACGUGGCUUCUUAACAUCCAAACGGCAGACACUGCAUUUCUGCUUAGCACCGGUUGGCUCGUAGUCUUGAACUCUGCCUCAUAGCAGAAAGAGAUCUUCCAUGAUAAAAAUGUUCACUUUUAGUUUCAUUGAGCCCCUCCUUCAGAUUCUGGACUCUCAGAAGUGGGACGUUCUGGUGCUGUUCAAGAUGGUCCUUCCUUUAAGCAGGUCUGCAGAGGAGACUGCCGUGCAGGAACAGCUUGCAGACCCUCAGGCCUCACAGCGGCUGGCGUAGGUCAGCACUCGGCUCUCAAGGAGUCGUGCAGGACCAGGUGUGAGUGAACGUAAGGCAGAGACCCUGCAAGUGGAGGCACCUGUGUGCUGGGCUGGGGAAGAAGGCAGCUGGUCGGGGCUUUGAACGUAGAGCUGCGUGAGGCUGCGGGCACUGGCAGAAGACAGCAGACGCAGAGCUUCCUCAGGAAAAUGAGUGCCAUCUGCUGUGCCUGCAUCCCUCAGCCUCCAGCCAGGCAGUGAUUUUCAUCAGUUUCCCUAAUGGGUAUUGACACCGCUCAAGAGCAGUAGACCGUAUCAAGGACAGCUAUCGAUUGCUUGUGUUCUGAUUAGUUUGGAAAAUAGAUCAACUUCAUUGCAGCCCAGGAACUGUCAUUGUCACAGCUAGUAGGGAAUGAGGUGGUCUCUGGGGGCUGAGAAAAAACGGAGGCUCUUGACCAGCCAGCCACCAACUGCAUGGAAAGAAGACGCCUUCACCCCUUUGAGAGCUGUGGUCAAAACUGAACCGAAGCUUGGCUUGCAACCCAGUAUCCUCAUGGAUGUGCUGAUGGCACCUAAAAGGGUGAGCAGUUUGGGGGUCACUCUUCUAGCCUGUGUACAUGUGCACACACGGUCAUUAGCAUGAAGCUUACAGAAUGAGGUCUGGCGUAUUCUUGAUUAGUGAACUUUACCCAAGUGUAAUUUUUUUAUUAAUUCAUUAUCUUCUGCUUUCCCCUCUCCCCUUCCAGUCCCCCAGAGUACAUCCCUCGGGCCAUUUGCCCCAGUCCAUCUACUUAUCAUUUUGGACUGUGUAUCUGCCAGAGUGGUAUUUUCUGUUAUUUCUCCUCUGAAUUUUUCCCUAAUAAUUCCAAUGAACUUCUUGUUGGGUGGCCGCUUAAGGUGGCACCAGGACGUUCUCACGUCCUUCCCACACCGCUCGCCCGUCCUCUCUCUCUCAUCUCCCUCCAUGUUCUUUAUCCCUUGCUUUUCUCACUUGGAGCUGGUGGCGCUUUGGAGAGGAGGUUUUCCAUCAGUCAGCAGACAUUCUGGAGAAGUUCCACGUAGCAGCAACCGUCACACCAUGUCCUCCACUCCACAGCUCCCUGGCUGUGCUCAGAGCCCCUCGGAGGCAAGGUCUGAAUGGUGGGCCUGCACAACUUCUCUGGAGCCUGGCCAGGGGACCAUGGGGGCCGUGGUAGUUUAUUCAGUCUGUGUCCUGAGAGGUUUGACUGUUCCCAGCUAGAGACAAGAGAGUGUGUCUUCUCCAAAAAACCCGACCAGCGUGUCAGCGCAUCUGGGGAGCAGCUCAGCCCGUUGCUGCCUUGCAGGAGAAGAUUCCGGAAAGGCGGGCCGACUGUGGGUGCCUCGUCAAGGCUUUCUCGCAAAGCCAGACACGAGGGUGAGUGCUGACCCUGCCCACGGGACAGGCACGGCCCGCACUCUCACCCAGCCUCUCCGACUUGACUCUUCUCUCCCACGCUACUGAAGCCCGGGGCGCAGCCCAGUGGGGCAUCUGGUCAAGAGUCCAGCUGAUGACAGGGUGGAGGGAGGACAUGAGGGGCCCAGGCUCAGAGCCCCAGGGGGUAGGCUGGGGGGGCGGCGGUCCUAAUGCCCCACCUCUCGCCAGCAUCCUCUGAGCCCAUGAAAGGUUGGGCCUGCCACCAGCCGACACCCCAGUGCCAGCGUCUCCCCCGAGGGGAGGAACCGCCACCUCUUCUCACUCAGGGGGCUCGGGCUCAGGCUUUGGCCUUAUAGUUUUCCUCCCUCCCUUCUUCUUCUUUGACCUUGAUCGGACAGGUGAGGAGAGCUUGUAAGAACCACUGGUGUCUGCCCGCCUCUGCCGUUUGAGGGGCAGCAUUUGAUCUUUGUCCACCCCACCCUUCACUCUCGACCUCACUUCCACCACCGGUAGCACUGGUUUUUAGCUGAGUUGUAUGGAUUGACUUCUAUCCACUGUACAUACACCUGGGGUGGGAAGGGGCUGCUUAGGGAGGGGAGCCAGAUUCGCUUUGUGAACUGAAUGUAUUUUUAUGCAAUUUUGAGUGGCCUUUCAAACCUGAGAUGAAUGAUUUUGUUUUACUGGUUGCUGUUAUAUAGUCUUAUUAAGUAUACUGUGUUUGAAAGUUUGGGAGUAAUAAUAUUCACAUCUAUAUGAUGCUUGUAAACACAACCGUAUUUAUAAACAAGUAAAUAAAACAGUGUUUUAACUUUG